Molecule: messenger RNA, 1684 nt
Organism: Erpetoichthys calabaricus (reedfish)
Lineage: Eukaryota; Metazoa; Chordata; Cladistia; Polypteriformes; Polypteridae
Product: C-type lectin domain family 4 member M-like
Exons: 16
Coding region: 114-1676 (520 amino acids)
Molecular function (GO): signaling receptor activity
Source: RefSeq, a predicted model, not a curated record
CAAAGCCACAAAAUUCCUGCCUCCUGUGAUGUACCCAAUAUAUUUAAGAAUACGCUGCAAAUUUUUUCCUUACAGCUGUGUCCAGAGAAACAGUGCAGAGGAAGAGUCUCAACAUGGACCCCCAGCAACUUUUCCAGAAAGAAAUGUGGGAAAAACAGUCUGAAUCAUCUAUAUUAAUGAGUGAACUUUCAGCUUCUGAUAAUAUCCACAAGUGCAACAUUGAACCACAGUCAGGAAACACGGAGAAGCUUAGAAAAGGCAAAGAAUGGCACUCCUCCAUGCUGCCGUACUGCCUUCUAGGGAUUGGGAUUCUACUUGUCUUGAUGUCCAUUGGCAUUCUAAGUGUCUUGUAUAAAUUAAAAGCUCUUCACGAAAAAGAAACCAAUAACAUGCAGGGAAUGCAGGACAAGCAGUUGCCUUUAAAGUCCUUUCAGUCCACAGCAGAUCUCAGUGAAGGUCUUCAGAUUCUUAAGGAAGUGAAACUCACUCAAGAAAUCAUCAAAACCAUUGGAGAUACAAUCCAGACCAGCCAUCAGUCUGUCCACAAGCAAGGACUAAAAUUUGCCCAGGAUUUGACCAACACUCAAGAACUGGUACAAAAUCUCAUUGCCUUGCAAAAACAAGCAGAGACAAGCACUAUCUCCAUCCAGAGAGAUCUACAGGCCCUGACUCACACAGAAAUUCAAGUUCUCAGAAGUGUGGAACGAAUGGAGUUUGCCCUCCAGAAUCUGAGCAUCCAGAUCAUGGAGAGUGAGCUCAGCGACAAUGAACAAGUGCUACAUCUUUUUGAAGAGAUAAAACUGACAAAGGCAACAGCUGAAAAUCUUAGCGUCGCCCUGGAGGCCACUCAAGAAGAAGGUUCUACAAUUCUUCAAGGCUUGAAAUCAGCACAACAUGAAAUCCAGAAUCUCAGCUUGUCCUUGGACAGCCACACCAGAGAUAUUACAGACCAAGAAUGGCUGCUGGUUCAGGAUAUUAAGCAAAUAGAUUAUGCAAUACAGGCUCUGGGAGUACAACUCAAGGAAUAUCUGAUAAAUGACACCGAACAAGGGCUGCAGCUUCUGCAAGAGAUUAAAAAUGUCAAAGAAACAACAGAAAACAUCAGCUUAUCUCAGGUGGAUCUUCAAGAUCAAGAUCAAGUUUUAAAGGCUGCCCAGAACCAGACGGAUAUGCUGCACAUGGUACUCAGCAUACUCUUUAAGGUUGCUGGUCUAGAUUCCUGUCCAACCAAUUUCCAGCAUUUUAAAGACAGCUGUUAUCAUUUUUCAACUGAAACAAAGCAAUGGCAAGAGGCUCAGACUUUCUGCUCCACGUUGAAGUCACACCUUCUUGUCAUUAAUGAUGCAAAUGAACAAAAUUAUGUCAAAACAACUGCCAAAGGAGAAGUAUUUUGGAUUGGACUACAUGAUAGUGUGAAUGAAGGAGCUUUUCAGUGGGUGGAUGGCACAGACUUUACAAAUGUAGACAAGUUCUGGGAUGAGAAUCAACCGGACAAUUGGAAAGACGGUGAAGAUUGUAUUAACAUUAGCUCUUCUGGUAAAUGGAAUGAUAACAUAUGUACAUCAAAGUUAAAAUUCAUUUGUGAGAUGAAAAAAAAGAGCCUUGAUGACUGGAUUCAGGAGCAAAUGGAGGCAAUCAACUUAAAAAGGCACAGCAAACUUACAAGACAGCAAUGAAACCAAAG